Messenger RNA from Spodoptera littoralis (African cotton leafworm), 1593 nucleotides. The record is from the annotation of a GenBank genome assembly. Lineage: Eukaryota; Metazoa; Arthropoda; Insecta; Lepidoptera; Noctuidae.
AUGAUGGGUUGUGUAGAGCGGGGCGCCGCCGCCUUAAUGAUAACGAGCCCAUUUAUAUGCGAGGCGAGUGCGCGCACACUCCAGUCUUACUUGACAACCACACCCGCCAUGCCGGCUUGUGCGCCCGAGUACAGCCGCCUCGCGCGCUCCAACACAGAGUUAGUGUUCUCACCGCGAGUUAAACGAUGCUCACAUCAGCCACCGCCCUUUACGGCUCUGAGGAGAUCGUUCUCCUCCACCUUCUCGUUAAUACCAGAGGAGCGCGCCAUAUCUCCUGAGCGACCACCGCCGCUGCCGCGUUUCGUCAGGAUCAUCACAUGGGGACCACGGCUUAUGUUACGACCUCUCUUCGCCAUUUUGAGCCUAAUCGCUCAUCCUGCAUGGAAACAAAUUCUGGUCGUUCUACCUACAUUAUGGAUCGCCGGCUCUUUAUUCUUAUUCUGGAAGUGUGUUCAGUGCCCUAUUGGAGUUCUCAAAAUGAUUGGACGUGCAAUUAACUCAAAAAACCAGAAGAAGCCGCGAACCGUGCUUAUUAGUGGAGGCAGUUCUGUACAAGCCUUGCAUCUAGCCAGAAAUUUCCAUUCAGCCGGGGCAAGAGUUGUAGCAUUUGAAAUAGAAGGGCAAUUUGCACUGUUGAAAUAUUCAGCCGCAGUUCAUAAAUUUUAUACAGUACCACGGCCCAAUCCAGCUGAUCCCUUAGCUUAUGCGCGAGCAUUAAGAGAAAUAGUGGAAAGGGAAUCGGUGGUGUUUUAUGUUCCAGUGAGCUCAACUACGCCGGCAUAUUACGAUGCGCUUGCAAAAUCACAUUUAGAAGUUCUUGGAUGCCAGUGCUUUGUGCCUUGCGCCCGUGAUGUUGUAACAUUGGAUGACCCUUUGGAGCUGAUGAGGGUGUGUCGCGCUGCGGGACUAGCGACACCUCAGUUCUGGGUGGUGGCCAACGACGAAGAUGUUCGUGCGUGGUACGAUAGCGGUGCUUCUAAGGAGGGAAGACAUUUCAUUGCCAGUGCGGGCGCGCGAGGAGCUAGGGACCGGUUACGUUUUGUUAUGCCAGAAGAGAAAGCUCAAUUUAGAUUCCCACGGGAAAUCAGUGCGGAAAAACCAUGGGUUAUUGUUCGGGAACCAAAAGGAGAAAGGAUUGUGACGUGUACUACUUUAAAAGAAUCCCGUGCAGUCAACAAUGUGUCAUGCCGAGUGGACUCUGCAAGAAAAGGACUUGUACCACAAAAGGAUGAAGAAGCUGACGCAUGGGUGCAGCGAUUUGUAUCAUUCCUCGCACCAGCGAGGCCGAUGACUGGACAUGUGUCCUUCAGACUUGUUCGUGAAGAGCAAACUACAAAUGGUCACACUAAUAAAUUGGUGGCCAUUGGUGCUCGCGUUGGUGUGUCUCUGCCGUAUUUGUGCCAGGGAACGGCACGUUGUGGGCAUACGGCAACCAUGGGCAAGCUACUGGAUACUGUGCUGGAUACUCGUGAAGCCCUAUUCACAUUUUGGGAUCCACUUCCCUACUGUGCGUACUACCAGUCGCGCACGCCAGACGACCGGAGGCCGCCGCCCCCGGAGCCCUGCAAGACGCCACCAAAUGUUCCCCUUUGA